Molecule: messenger RNA, 1452 nt
Organism: Hypomesus transpacificus
Lineage: Eukaryota; Metazoa; Chordata; Actinopteri; Osmeriformes; Osmeridae
Product: T-cell immunoglobulin and mucin domain-containing protein 4-like
Exons: 6
Coding region: 21-839 (272 amino acids)
Source: RefSeq, a predicted model, not a curated record
CUCACCAGUAUGUCUCUAAAAUGAGCAUCCAUAUAUAUCAUAUCACCAUGAAGACAAUCUUCAGUGCAGCUUGGCUUGUCAUCUACCUACUAACAGUCAGUGAAUGCAGUACUCUUCAGGUGGUCGGUGUUGAAGGCCAGAAUGUGACUCUGCCGUGCAGAUAUGAUGCCUCCAAUCACGGAGUUCUUCCCAUGUGCUGGGGGAGAGGAGCGCUUCCAUCCUCUGGGUGUGACAACCAGAUCCUCUCCAGUGAUGGAUCAGCAGUAAAAAAAAGAACCUCCAUCAGGUAUCUGCUGUCUGGAGACCUGAAGCAGGGUGACAUCUCCCUGACCAUCCUCAACACCACAGAGAGAGACGCAGGGCUGUACGGGUGCAGAGUGAAAAUGCCAGGCUGGUUCAACGACAUGAAGAGUGAAGUCAGGUUGAAUGUGGAGAAAACCUUUUUGCCAACUACAAACAGGAUACCCGACCAUGUGGCCGUGACACCAGCCAGUCACUCGCAAGCAGACACCGGUGACACGGGCCAACAGAUGGAGGCUGCUGCGGUGAUAGGGUCCAGUGGAGAGACUUUGACAGUCCCAUCCCAGUUCACCUACAUAUCUUUGACUGUGUCUGUCAAAGUGGCGACCCUCCUCCUUCUCCUCUUCUCUGCGUUUCUGGGCGUCAGACACCUUCUAAAGAAGACCAGGUCCCAACCUGUCCACUCAGGUGGAGGAGUAGAGGACGUGAUCUGCACAGCAACAGACGUGAUGGUGGGGAGGAAAAAAGAGAGAGCCACACCCUCUCCUGUUCCUCAGGAGGUGGAUUACGGACGGGUCGAGAUGACCGUCGCUCUGUAGAGAUGCAUGAGGAGGAGGAAAGAAAAGGAGGGGGAGGAAAGGGUGGGGAGAACAUGAAGGUGUGGAGGUUGUGGUGUCUCCAACCUGCUGGCAGACCAGCGCCUCUCCUGACCAGACGAGUUGCACACAGAUUGACAGAAUUUGUGAAAAAAUACAUAAAUUCAUUCAUGACUGUAAUUUGUCCUGUACUGUCAUUCAUUAAUUACUAUAAAUCAUUAUUAGCUAACAUUCCUUCAUUACUGUGAUUUGUUUAUUACAGUUUUUUCCAAUUGUUUACUGUAAGCACAAUUUUGAAAACAGUGCUCACUUGGUCAAAACACUCCAGUCUUUUGCUAAAUGAAACACGUUCAAAACUAUACAAUCUUGUAUAAAAAACAAUUUCUGUCACCGUAUGCGACACACAUGGUUCAUAAAAUUGGACUCUGUUUGAAACUGUUACACACCGUAGUUCAAAAUGUAAAACACUUUACACUAACUAUUCUUUUCUAAUGAUAUAACCUGCUUGAUUUUGUCAGAGAUAUUGUUCCAGUAGAGUACGUACAAGUACAUGAAUAUGUUGACCAAACACAACACAGAAGACCAGGGGCCUGUUCCAUAAAGCAAGUUCACCAAA